AUGAAAGGCCCUUCUCACAAGCUAAUGUCUGAAAGUGGCCUUGGAUACAUUUGCUACAUUUGUGUGGGGCAGAUAACUAUUGGUACAAAUAGCAUCUUACUUGAAAUCGAAGAGGCUAAACACUCAUGUAGCCCUUCUGGAAUCCGAGCAUCGGAAGUCCCAUGCUUGCAUUAUCCGCAACCCGACACAUUAUUUAGCAGAGAGGAGUGUGCUUGCAAUCCCGUUCGGUUCUUCACCAUUAUUUCGAUGCAAAGAUCUGGGAGCGGAUGGUUUGAGACAUUGCUAAAUGGUCACAUUAAUAUGAGCUCCAAUGGAGAAGUGUUCUCAACAGGCAAAGGAAGGCAAAGCAUCACUUCCAUUUUGAACACAAUGGAUAAAGUGUAUAAUCUUGAUUGGUUCACCAGUGCUUCCAAGAACGAGUGCUCUGCUGCUGCUGGCUUCAAGUGGAUGCUUAAUCAGGGUUUGAUGGACUAUCACGAAGAGAUAGAGGAAUACUUCAACACAAGAAGAGUUUCCUUGAUAUUUCUGUUUAGAAGGAAUUUGCUGCCAAGAAUGGUGUCUAUGCUAGCCAAUAUUUACGACAAAGACACAAAGCCACUGAAUGGAACCCAUAAAUCUCAUGUGCACUCCCAAAAGGAGGCUAAAAUUCUUGUCAAGUACAAAUCUUGAAUCAAUAUCUCUCUACUGAUACUAGCUGAAACAAAGAAAAUAGUUGCAAAAGCCAUUGAAUACUUUAAGAGCACACGUCACAUUGUUCUCUACUAUGAAGAGUUUGGCCACAACUAUACUAUAUGA
Neltuma alba is the source of this 795-nucleotide messenger RNA. RefSeq lists its product as uncharacterized. Lineage: Eukaryota; Viridiplantae; Streptophyta; Magnoliopsida; Fabales; Fabaceae. The record is from RefSeq and is a predicted model, not a curated record.